Molecule: messenger RNA, 701 nt
Organism: Cydia fagiglandana
Lineage: Eukaryota; Metazoa; Arthropoda; Insecta; Lepidoptera; Tortricidae
Product: histone H1.1, embryonic-like
Exons: 1
Coding region: 36-701 (221 amino acids)
Biological process (GO): chromosome condensation; nucleosome assembly; negative regulation of DNA recombination
Cellular component (GO): nucleus; nucleosome
Molecular function (GO): structural constituent of chromatin; nucleosomal DNA binding; double-stranded DNA binding
Source: RefSeq, a predicted model, not a curated record
CUCAACUUUACCUGAAAUUUGUCACGUGCCUCAUAAUGUCAGACUCGGACGUCGAAAUCAAAAAAAUAGCUCCAAUGAAGCCCGUCAAAAAACCACCGAACAGCCCCACGGAAGAUUUACUAAAAGCCCACGAAAAAAAGGUCACAACCAAAGCUAUGAUCCACGAAGCUUUGACAGAACUGAAAACGAGAAAAGGCGUCUCAAUACAAGCCAUCAAGAAGUAUAUGGAAGACAAAUAUUAUGUUCAAACGGAUAAAGUAAAGUAUCUCAUCAAGAAAACCUUGAAGACCGGUGUUGAAGACGGCAGUAUAGUGCAAUUGAAAGGCAUCGGAGCGUCAGGAUCUUUCAAGUUAGCGCCUGUUAAGGAAAAAACUAAAAAGAAACCUAAAAUCAAGAAGGAAAAGCCUAAAAAGGAGAAAAGUAAAGAAUCAAAAGAAAAACCCACGAAAGAUAAGAAAGAGAAAAUUGUGAAGGAAAAAGCGAGUAUAGAUAAAAUGAAGCCUGCGAAGAAAGUCAAGAUGGACGUAAAAGAUAAGGAAAAGAAGACGGAAAAACCGAAAGAUAAGAAGAAAGCUGAUUUGAAGGAGAAGAAAAGUAAAACGGCGGCAACUCCAACUAAGAAGAAAGCGACAAUGAUGAAGAGGAAAAGCAUAGGAUCUAUCAUUAAACCACCGAAGAUGAAGCCGAAAUUAAAAUCUUAA